AUGUCAGAAACUCUCAUUUACGCUGACCUGAACUUGCCUGAAUCAGCCAGACCCAGACUGCAGAUCACUGAUGUCCAAGGUUCUACAUAUGCACAAGUGAAAGUGCAGUCUCUAGACACAAAUCCUGAAGCUAGCUACACAUCAGCUGGUAAAAUAUGUUGCUCCAGAACAUGUGUGGCUGGACUGGUUGCUGUAAUACUCCUCCUGCUGGUCUUAGCAGUGUGUCUGAUACUCAUUUCCUGCCCCAAAAACUGGGAAAGAAAUGGGAAAAAAUGCUACUUCUUUCAUAAAACAAGUAAACGGAAUGGCUGGAAUGUCUCCCAUGAAGAGUGUACUAAGAUGGGUGCAAACCUGGUGGUCAUUGAGAACAAGGAAGAACUGGAUUAUCUUGCUUUACGAUCAGAAUGUUGUUACUACCUUCUUGGUCUCAGAUACUCUGAGAGCGAGGAGAAGUGGAAGUGGAUCAACGGUGUGGAACAUAGCACAGACAUGUUUGAAAUAAAAGGAGAGCCUGACUAUUUCUGUGCUGUCAUCAGAAAACACCAAGUAGAAAGGGCAUCUUGCACAGGAGACUCAACAACACAAAAUAUGUGUGAAAAAGCUGCAAGCAUUUCAUAA
Molecule: messenger RNA, 618 nt
Organism: Indicator indicator
Lineage: Eukaryota; Metazoa; Chordata; Aves; Piciformes; Indicatoridae
Product: killer cell lectin-like receptor subfamily B member 1B allele A
Exons: 6
Coding region: 1-618 (205 amino acids)
Source: RefSeq, a predicted model, not a curated record